Molecule: messenger RNA, 920 nt
Organism: Tilletiopsis washingtonensis
Lineage: Eukaryota; Fungi; Basidiomycota; Exobasidiomycetes; Entylomatales
Product: proteasome activator pa28, REG alpha/beta subunit
Exons: 6
Coding region: 54-881 (275 amino acids)
Biological process (GO): regulation of proteasomal protein catabolic process; positive regulation of endopeptidase activity; regulation of G1/S transition of mitotic cell cycle
Cellular component (GO): nucleoplasm; cytoplasm; proteasome activator complex
Molecular function (GO): endopeptidase activator activity
Source: RefSeq, a predicted model, not a curated record
CUCCUCUCACUCAGACUCCUCCUCCUCUCUGUCUCCUUCUUAUUGCUCUCGCCAUGUCGAGCAGCAGUGGCAUCUCCACUAAGCUCACGCUGCCUCGGCAUGCCGAGCUCACCUCGUGGCGCGCCAGCGUCGUGGCGCAGGCGUUCGAGGCCAUGCAGCAGCGUGUGCCCGACAAGAUCCUGGCGCUCAAUGCACGCCUCGCUCGCAUCACCGCCAGCACGAGCAGCAGCGCAGCGGCCGCAGAGGAGGAGCGCUUUGGCGAUGCGCAGCUCAAGUGUAUGGCCAGCGCCAUCGACUCGAAGGUCUAUCCGCCGGCGGCUGCGCGUGACGCAGAGCAGGGAGGACAGGCGAAGAAGAAGCGCAAAGUGGGCGCGGCCGAUGGCGCAGCUGCAGAGGAGGACGGUGCAGAGCAUGAGGAGGGCGUGCUGGAGGGACGCGUAGUGCCAAAUGCUUGGUUUACAGAGGCGCUCGAGGAGCUGCGGUCGGAGUGGACCGACCUGAUUGAGAUCAUGGAUCACAUCAAGCUCUUCAUCUCCCUGAACAUUCCCAUGACCGAGGAGGGCGACAAUGGCGGCGUCGCGACGCAAGAAGAAGCUUUGACGGAAGUAGCGCGCUCUCAGGAGACGGGCUACAACUGGCUCAGCACGCCGUGCUCCUAUCACUCGGGCCGAGGAGAGUGCAUCGCCAAGAUGCUCAGGUAUCCCGGCGUCGAAGACUUCCGCCUGGCGCUGCACGAGUACGACCGACGAGGGGCGCUCCGGCUGCGAGCACAGUACACGGAUCUGCGCAACACGUACGCAGUGGUGCUGGACAUUCUCGAGAAGAACAUGAAGCGCAUUGCGCAGCCCAAGUCUGGCAACGGCAUGAACAACUACGGAUAGAGCGCUGCAGAGCAAGAGCAAAUGCAUCAUAUUACUGUG